Molecule: messenger RNA, 977 nt
Organism: Pogona vitticeps (central bearded dragon)
Lineage: Eukaryota; Metazoa; Chordata; Lepidosauria; Squamata; Agamidae
Gene: ATPSCKMT
Product: ATP synthase c subunit lysine N-methyltransferase
Biological process (GO): regulation of mitochondrial ATP synthesis coupled proton transport; positive regulation of proton-transporting ATP synthase activity, rotational mechanism; peptidyl-lysine trimethylation
Cellular component (GO): mitochondrion
Molecular function (GO): protein-lysine N-methyltransferase activity
Source: RefSeq, a predicted model, not a curated record
GUUCUGGAAGCGUCCGGUGAAGUGUGCGCAGGAAGGCGCACGCGCGCGUUAGCAACGCCAGAUGCGGAACGUAGUAGAGAACCGGAAAAAAGAUUUAAGGGAUGCAGAGCCUGAACUUCGGGAUUCAAUUUUAUAUAUGAACAUUAGGAUUAUUGAUGUUGGAGCCCUGAUGAAUUUUUCAAAGAAAUGCCCAAAGGAGCAUUACUGAAAAGAAAUCAUCCUCCUUUAUUCGGAUAUCGCCAGACUUGAGAAGUAUGUAUUAAUAUUAGAUUAGGUUCCUUUGUUAUGUCGAAAACACUUCCCGGAAGCUGCACAGUCGAAGAUGCUUUGCCUUUGGCGAUCCCUGAUCGAGGUUCUAAACCAAGGAACUGGGGUUUACUGCUCACCAGCGUGAUUGGUGGAUCAUUAGUGGCCUUGUAUGCCGUUACCACUCCAUUUAUUGCUCCAGCACUGAGGAAACAUUGCCUGCCGUUUGUGCCUGCCACUUCAAAGCAGAUGGAAUAUGUCCUGAAGAUGCUGAAAGGCAGACAUGGGUCCCUGGUUGACGUAGGGAGUGGCGAUGGCCGCAUCGUAAUAGCAGCUGCAAAAGUUGGAUUCAGAGCUGUGGGUUACGAAUUAAAUCCUUGGUUAGUAUGGUAUUCCAGGUACCAAGCUAUGAGAGAAGGAGUCCAUCAAAAUGCCAAAUUUUAUAUUUCUGACUUAUGGAAGGUCAAUUUUUCUCAGUAUAAAAAUGUUGUUAUAUUUGGAGUACCUCAAAUGAUGCUGCCGCUGGGCGAGAAGCUUGGAGAAGAACUCCAGCAAGAUGCCAGGGUCAUUGCCUGUCGUUUUCCUUUUCCCCACUGGAGCCCAACUCAUACUUUUGGGGAGGGCAUGGACACUGUAUGGGCAUAUGAUUCAGAAUCUUUCAGAAGGAAAAAGGGAAAUGGUUCAGUUGAGAUCAGUGGUGUUCUUCCUGAUUAAUUAAAAUGCUAGAAACA